AUGUCGUUCCUAUCUCGUCUUCUCCGUGUCAACACUUCCACGAUCCGCCGAUUUUCCUCCUCCUCCUCCGCCGCAAUCUCGCCGCCUAAAAAGUCGCUUACCAGUAUCGUUAAUGACGAAAAAAACCCAAAACGUAUCGUGGAGAAGUUUAAGAAGGCGUGUGAGUCGGAGAAGUUCCGGGAUAACAUAGCCGUGUACGAUAGAACCGUGCGCCGUCUCGUCGCCGCAAAGAGAUUACAUUUCGUCAAAGAGAUUCUUGAGGAGCAGAACAAGUACCGUGACACGUCAAGGGAAGGAUUCACGGCGAGGAUCAUUUCCUUGUAUGGAAAAGCAGGAAUGUUUGAAAAUGCACAGAAGGUGUUCGACGAAAUGCCUGAGAGAAACUGUAAGAGGUCAGUCUUGUCUUUAAAUGCAUUGCUUGGUGCAUAUUGUGCUUCGAAGAAAUUCGAUUUGGUUGAAGAACUUUUUAGUGAGUUACCAAGCAAGCUAUCAAUCAAACCAGAUAUUGUAUCUUACAAUACUUUGAUCAAGGCAUUAUGUGAGAAGGGUUCAUUACCAGGAGCUGUUGAAUUGCUUGAUGAGAUUGAGAACAAGGGUUUGAAACCUGAUACAUUCACGUUCAACACGCUUUUGUUGUCGUCAUAUUUGAAUGGACAGUUCGAGCUAGGGGAAGAGAUUUGGGGUAAAAUGGUGGAGAAGAAUGUAGCGAAAGACAUCAGGACUUACAAUGCUCGGUUGCUUGGAUUAGCCAACGAGACGAAAUCAAAAGAGUUACUAAAUCUCUUUGAAGAACUGAAGACUAGUGAGAUCGAACCUGAUGUUUACAGCUUCAAUGCUAUGAUUAGAGGAUCAAUCAACGCAGAGAAAAUAGAUGAAGCCAAAUCGUGGUACAAAGAAAUCGCGGAGCACGGUUAUCAUCCUGAUAAAGCUACAUUUGGUGUAUUGCUCCCUGCUAUGUGUAAAGUAGGCGACUUUGAGUCUGCGGUUGAGCUCUGCAAGGAGACAUUCAGUAAGCGGUAUCUUGUCGGUCCAGCGACAUUGCAGCAGUUAGUUGAUGAAUUGGUGAAAGGGUCCAAGAGAGAAGAAGCUGAGGAGAUUGUGGAUCUCGCAAAGACCAGUGAUUUCAUAAAGUUGAAGCUAGUUUUGUCAUCCAAGGAAGAGUAA
Messenger RNA from Arabis nemorensis, 1164 nucleotides. NCBI's taxonomy places the organism in Eukaryota, Viridiplantae, Streptophyta, Magnoliopsida, Brassicales, Brassicaceae. The record is from the annotation of a GenBank genome assembly.